AUUGAAAAAGAGAGAAAGAUUCGUUGGUUGAUUUUUAGGUAGGAUGAGGGAAAUUUUUUAUAGGAGAAAGGUUUAUUGGUGUUGGUCCUUUGCAGGGCCACCUUGCUGCAGUGACUGUCCUAUAAAUAUAUUGAGGUACCUAGGCAGAGAAUGAGCAGUCUGUGGUCUGUGUUCGAAUGCAUGUCAAAUGUCAAACAAAAUGUAACGUACAAAAUAAAAAUAAAUAUAUUUUUUAUGUAUUUUGGUAAAAAUAAAAAGUUUAAAUAGAAUGGCACCGUCAAAAAGAAUCAAAACGUAUAGAAGAUCGAAUACAAGUUUAGUUAAUAAUUCUGUUGAUGCUUUUAAUGUGCUAUUUGCCAAAAACAUGACAAAGCGGUUACUUAUGAAAAAGAAAAAGUUUUCAGUAAAAGACCUACCGCCAAGAAAUAAAUGUGAAUCUUUGCUGGGUAACGAUUCGUUACAAAUCUCCACAGAUGAUACUUUUGAUAAAUUAUUAAAGAAGUCCAAAGAAAAACCUAAAGAAGUACCAACUGUAAAUAUUUCUUGUGAUAUAGCAAAUGAUGAAAUAGUUGCAAAUACCACUGUUAAUAAAUCUACUCGCACAACAAGAGCAAACAAUUCGUCCUUAUGUAGCUCUAGUUUAUUAAAUACUAAUGAAAAUAUUGACUCUGUUGAACAAACCCACCUGAGGAGACUUUUACAACCAUCCUUUGAAAAAAUAGAAGAAAGUUUGGAAAUUGAAAGUGCUCGACUAAAACCUAACUUUUCUCUCAGUUACAUCACAGUUCCUAAAGAAACAAAUACCUCUGCGGAAACAUCACACUUGGGGAUUUCUGCUACUGACUUUAUAAAAAAUUUACAACAAGAGGUAGUAACUCACUGUAGUACUCCCAUAGUAUCUUCAAAGAAGAAAAAAAAUGUUAACAAAGCAGUCUCCCCUAUAAAGAUUACCACAUUACUAAAGAAAACAUUCCAAGAUAUUAACAAAUGGGAUAGCGAAUUUCCAUUAGAAAAUCAGUCGGAUAACUCAAAAAACAUUUGUUUCAAUAGUUUCCUCAAUGGCCUAAAAAGUGAUCCACAGCAAUCUUCUAUUUGUAAAAACAAUAUUGAAAACUCAUACAUACAAGACAAAUUGAGCAAUAAAUCACCUAGAAGACAAAGCUUCAUAACAUUAAGAAGGCGAAAAGUUCUUAAAUCAUUCAAAAGAGAGAAAAAGUCCAAUAAUAUCAAGAAAAAUUUAACUGUGAGUUUAGAAUCAUUUUCUAAUUUUGAAAUAAAGAAUCUUUCCAAUCACCUAUUAUCAGAUUUAAAAGACUCUUUUUGGUCUCAUUUAUCUUUAGUAAACUUAACAUCAAAGAGAAAUAUGCUGAACCAAACAGAUUGGUCCAAUUGCAAAUCAAAUGAAAAAAUGUAUGAAGAAACAGAUUUAUCUACAUCUAGAGCUGUGUUUUAUCCGAAAAUAGAUAAAGAAUUAGUUGUUAAAGUUCCUAAACUGACUUUUGGUAAUACUUGUGAUGAUUUUGGAAAUGUCAAUUCUUUUCAAGUUGAUUUCAAAAAGGCUGCUAGAAAAACUAUAUCGGUGAUGGAAAAUGUGUCAAGACUUCAGACCAAAGAAGAUAUAUUUGAACAAUUUUACACAAGAAACAUCAAUCAAAUGGAUACCAAUAAAAUUAUUUUUGAACAGUUUUUCAAAAGGAAGCACAAAUCAAUGGCAAAUGAACAGUAUUUUAAUGCCCAAGAGGAAAGAGCGGACUUCACUACAUACACAAAAGAAAAAUAUAACAAUUUAAAUAAGAUGAAAGAAAAUACUAAAAGUAUUGAAUAUUUUGAAGAUUUAAAAGUAAAUAUGAGAAAAAGUCACUCCACAGAGGAUUUCGAAAAUUUCUAUAAAAACAAUUUAGGUCUUAUUGAAAAUAAAGAACAUUCUUCAGACACAGAAGAAAGCAAUGCUGGACACAAAGAGUACACAACAGAUGUAUCAAAAGAAAAAUUUGAAGACACAUUUGAAAAGUUUUACAAAACCAAAUUGAGCAUAUCUGAUCCAACAACUUCUUGUGCAAAAGUUAAGGAGAAAGAGUGCAUUAAAGACUUAAAAUUAAAUGUAACAAACAUGUUGAUUUCACAACUGGAAGAUACAUUCGAAAAAUUUUAUAAAAAUAAUAUUAAUAUGCAAAAUGACAAUUCUUAUCCAAAUCAGGACGAAAUAAUGAAAAAAACAAGGGACUUGAUAGUAAAUCUGCCGAAAUUGUCACUAUUAGAAGAUGAAACAUUUCAUGAAAUUAAUAAUAUAAGGCAGAGUAACAGAUUGGCCUUGAAUCAGGAAGAAAUAGUAAAAGAACCAAAAGAUUUCAAAGAUAUUUCACAAGUUAAUGCAUUCGAUACAAACAAUGAAAUUUGUUCUUCAAAUCAAAAAACCAUAGGUAACGAUUUGAGAGAAGCGAUAACAAAUGUAUCCUGCAGUGCAGAAUAUGUCUUCAAAACAAGGACUAAAAAUUGUAAAAGUUACAAAAAAUACUCUUCGGAAGAUAAUGGUAAUACUAAAUGCAUUGAAGCAAAAUCAAAUUUGAUAGUAAACAUGCCAGAAAAACAGCUCAUUGUGAAUUUGGAAAGAAAUGAUUUUAAAGAUCUUUUGAAUGUUAAAGAAUGUAUCCCAUUUGUUACUGAAGAAGAUGCAACCAAAGAUGUAAUGGUUAAAACAUCUGAAACUCAGCAAUUCGAAGUGUUUUAUAAAGAUAAUUAUGGAGAAUACAAUGUACCAACCCAGGUAGACAGUAUUAAUACAGAAACUAAGUCUCUGUCAAUUAAUUUAUAUACAAUAAAUUCUGACGAUGAGUGUAAUAUUAUAGAAAGUUCUAUAAUUGAAACCGAUGUAUUGAAAAAAAAACCAAAGGUCAGGUGCAAAACCAAAUUGAAAACUUUAGAGAAGAAAUGCAAAAAUCAUGAUCAAAAGAAUGAACACAUUAAUAAUUCAGGAAAGGUCACAAGUACUGAAAAGAUAUUGCACAUAACUGCUGAAAGUAUGUUGGGUAAUAAUUCUCAAAUACUCGGACAGGAUACAAGUUUGGAAAAUGACACUUUUCUAAUAAAACAAGAAAAAAAUAUUGAACAAUAUGCUGGAGCGAAAAAAUCAAAAUUGAAGAAGAAUAAUAAGCUUUCGAAUGGUGUUAAGAGAAGUGUGAAUAGUAAAAAAAAUUCAAGGGAUGUUCCAAUUAAAAUCAAUGCUGAUAAAAUUGGAGAUUCAGAAAAUUUUGUAAGGCCCAAAUCCAAAAAAGUAAAGGAUCUUAAUCAGCGAGAGAAAUAUUCCAUUUCAAGACCUAUGACUAGAAGUUUGAAAAAAUUUCAACCUCAAGAUAUUAUAAUGGUAGAUUCUAGUUGUGAUUCGAUUAAGUUAAAUGAAAGUAAUGGAGAUAAAGUUAUUAGUAAUUCAUGUUACAAUAAAUCUAAUCCAUUGGGUAUAAACCAAAAAAGUAAAAAAAUUGAAAAAAAGCUUUCAAACUCCAAGUACUUUGAGAGACUUUCAGAAAAAAUUAAGGAUAAGCCAGACAUUUUACCAACACAAGGCAAGUCUGUUGAAGAAACACAAAAUUUAUACACCCAAUGUACUCCUAAGGAAGUUUCUAACAUUUCUAGUUCAGAUAGUGAUUGUGUUUUUGUAAAAGCGUAUUCCAAUAAAUACAAUUUGAACGAUUCAGUCAUUAGAUCACCAAAAAGUAUUAUUUUCAAAGCAGGAAAACACUGGAGAAGGUCACUGUCUGUGUAUAAGAGAUCUAGUAUGUUUUUGGGAUUUUCUAAGGAAGAUUCCUCUGCUUUGGUUGCAGGAAAAGCGUCAAGACUAACUAGUCAAAGAAUCACAACUAGAUUUUCUGUGAAAUUUGUUCCCAUAAAGCCAGUACAGGAAUUACAAGGUGAACACCAUAAUACUACAAUUUUGGAAGACUUUGCACUAAAUUCCAGUUAUGUACCAGAUCAAAUCCUCGAAGCCAGUUUGGAAGAUACUUUUAGAUGUCUUUCGUUAAAUUCGAAUCAAAAAAGAGUUUCUGUUAAAAGUCAAUUAAGUGUACCAGUAACAGCAAAGGAAAUCGUUUUACGAACAUGCAGCCAGACGGAACCAAUACCAUUUUCACAAUGUUUUCCAGAGAGUGUUCUUCGGAACUGUCAGAAAAUAGGCGAGGGGGUUUAUGGGGAGGUGUUCCUCUUCAAGAAUCCCAAUGGAGGCACGUCAGUAUUAAAAAUAAUACCAGUAGAAGGCGACCAAAUAGUUAAUGGAGAAAGGCAGAAGAAAUUUGAAGAAGUUUUAUCAGAAAUCAUAAUAACAAUGCAACUGAGUAACCUCAGAAACAACAAACGAAAUGGUAUAGCUGCAUUUACAGAAGUGCAGAAAAUUCAAUGCGUUCAAGGAAGAUAUCCAGAAAAACUAAUAGACCUUUGGGACUUGUUUGAUGAAACUCGUGGAUCUGAGAAUGAUUGUCCAGAUAUUUUUGGAGACGAUCAACUUUAUAUUGUUUUUCAGAUGGGAUACGGUGGAAAAGAUUUGGAAUCUUUCGUAUUUAAUAGUGCUAUGCAAGCGUACUCUAUGUUUAAGCAGGUUGCAAUAGGACUUGCUAUAGCCGAGAAAGAACUAAAUUUCGAACAUCGUGAUCUUCACUGGGGAAACGUUCUAAUUUCAACAGUAGAAGCUAAUAAAAUCGCUUCGUUCAAUUUGGAUAAUAAAACUUACCAUAUACCCACUAUGGGUGUUGAAAUAGCAAUAAUCGACUAUACGCUAUCUAGAAUAGAACAUGACGGCGUCGUUAUUUUUAACGAUUUGGGUUUGGAUCCGGAUUUGUUCACAGCAGAGGGAGAUUAUCAGUUUGAAAUAUAUAGAUUGAUGCAACAGAAAAACAGGAACAAUUGGAAAGAGUUUGAACCAUUUACAAAUAUUUUAUGGCUCGAUUACAUCUUGGAGAAAGCAUUGAUGGCAUUGAGAUACAGGAACACAAAGACAAAACGACACAAAGAUUAUAUGAGGAAGUUGAAGAAUUUGAAAGAAGACGUAUUGUCUUAUCAGAGUGUCAACGAUUUUGUGGUUGCCAAUUUGUUAGAUAUUUAAAAAGUUUAUAGAUUAAUAAGAGAUAUUUUUUAUUAGGAAUGUAGUUGUGCCUAUUCAUCUUGUUUAUACUGUAAAAUAUCUGAUUCUGUAGAAGUAUAAUCAGUAUUUGAUUUUAAUGUAGUUUUUUAGUUUAAAGAGUUUUUUUGGAACUUCUUUGUUAAAAAUCGAGCAAAAAAUAAUUUCAGAUGUUAGUUCAAAGACAUAAAGUUUUAGUUACCAGCUAUAUAGGAUAUAUAUUAACCCGAUGCAUGUGUGGUGAACUUUUGCAACUUCACCUAUGUGCUGGGAUUAGAAUUACUCCUCAAGUGAAAAAAAUCAUUCUCGUUCUACUUUAUUUUUCAUUCAUUUUUCAAGACAUAACAAACCAUCAAAAAACAUUUAUAGUGGGAUUUUUUCUAGAACACAAAAAGUACAUUUCACUAAAAAUAAAUGCAUCAAAAACCUCACAUAAAACCUUCAACAUAGCUCUUUUCCAAACAUUUUUCAAAGGGCAUUAUAAGUUUUUGUAUACGUUUCUUUUAGAAUGAGAGUAAUCGGGUAACAUGUUCUUCUAGCUCAUGGUUAAAAACGUGAGUAGGUGCAAAGGUUUGGCAAUCUCGGUAACGUAUAACAGCGGGGAACUGCACACGAGGUGACUUGAAUGACACAAGUUUGCACCAUGACUCCGCAGUUCACAUUUUGACUUAGGUAUGGAUGGAUCCAAUAUUCUCUGCAAACUGUUGCAAGAUCAACUGGUUUUGUUUUAAAACAGCUGCAUCGAGAGCGAUCGGCCUUACACUUCGCAGAUUUGUUGAAUUUCAGCAUUUAGUAAACGUAUCACCAAUAUGAAAUGUCAAAAGCGCAGUUUCUAACCAAUUCUACCAUUUUUAAUAAGCGCAUGUGCAUAUAUGCAUCCAACAACAGUGAUUAUUACUCAUUGUAUCGAGGAGAAUAAUGUUAAGGGAAAUUAUUUUACAAAUAUACCUCAUAUUUAUUGAUGCAGUCGACUCUUGUUAAUUCGAAACUCGAGAGAUUCUUGAAAUGUAUUACGAUUUAUCGAGUGUUUGAAAUAUCAAAUGGUUUGAAAUUUGUGAAAUAAAAUAAAUAAAACUUGGAAUUAUUAAGUGUUGAUCAAUUAUUAACUGCUAUUCUAUAACAAUGUCUAAAGUUUAGAGGUAUAUACGUGUAUUCAUAAUGUGAAUUAAUUAAUCUUUCGAAAUAACUCUGCUUUAUAAGGCAUCGAAUGAGGAUCUUGCUUCCUUAACUCACACCUUUGCCAAAGGUUCUGUUAUAUCGUCCUCAUCUUCAUCGUUACUUUUUCCGUUCGUAUCUGUCGCAGAUAAAAUUUCGUCAUCAGUUAGUGAACCUGAGACAACAUCUUCAUCCAUUAGAAGGAAGUCAGAAAAACUCACACCACUGAUAUCAACUAAGGGUUCUAUUUCUGGUUGGGGAUUUUUUUAAGCAAUUGAGAAUCGUUAGGGGUGUUACAGCUCUCCAAGCCUUGUCAAUCAAUAAAAUACGAUCAGAACCGUGAUAUUUGCAGUUAGUUGCUUGUCGAGAGAUUCUAAAACGAGCUUAAUAAUUUCAUUACGAUAGAACGUCUUAAAAUUAUGGACGAUUCCCUUGUCUAAUGGUUGUAAUUUGGAAGUUGUAUUUGACGGAAAGAAGUUGGACACGUUGGACAAUGUAGGGGGACUGUUGUGGAAAGUGCAAUUGUAUAAAAAUAGUAAAAUUUUCCGCUUUUAUCGUUUUAUGUGCCCAUUAACUAUUAAAAAGUUCUGUCGUUAUCUAAGCUUUUUUGUUAGCACGAUAAUCAGUAAGAAACGAUCUCACUCCUUUGAGACGUCGCGGUUUCAUUGAUUUUCCUAUCACUAAGGGCUUAAGUUUUUCCGAUCCGUCCAUAUUUAUUUCAAGUAAAACUGUCAACCUCUCUUUACAAUUUUUUUUCCCCAUGACAUUUUUCAUCAGUAUUAAAAAUGUCUCUGGCAUCAUAGUUUUCAAACAAGGUGCCAAUUUAAGCAAACUGCAUCAUCAAUACUUCCACUUUCCCCACAAACUCUUAUAAACACAACUCUAUUUCUCUUUUUGAAAUUUGUAAGCCAUCUUUCACUUGCCGUAAAGUUUUUGUUGCUUAGAGUAGACGCAUUUUCCUUUAACAACUUUCCGCUAAUACCCACUUUUUGUCCUCAACACUGUCUUACCCAGGCUUUCUUCCAGACGAUGAAUUUCACCUUUAGUAGUUCUUUUGAGAGAGUACUCAGUACUUUUUCGAUUAACUUCUUAUUUUCAGCAAUUGUCAAGCAUUUAUACUUUCUAAGGCUCAUAACAUAACAAACUUUUUAUCUGUAUACCAACGAAAGAGUUAACAGUAACUGAAUGAUAACUAAAUAAACCCAUUCGUGAGAAGUGUGUAUCAAAUACUCAAACUAAUCAUAACAAAAACGAAGGCUCAUGUACGUUGAUACAAUUUUGACCUUGUUGCAAAAUGUACUUACGAUCUUUCCGCCUCUUUCUCUCUGCAACUUUGAAUUGUCGAGUGUUGGACUCCUAUUAGUUCGAAUUAACGCGUCGUUUUGUUAUAUAUCAAUGAAUUCGUGAGAACUUUGAAUUGUAGAGAGGUUCGAAUUAUCGCAGGUUUUAAUCAACGAGAGUAUAUGUUUUUCUAUUUUUCAAAUACUUUUUUAUAAUUCAAAUUUCAUCUUUUUUCUAUAAACACCGAUUCAAUGUAUUUUUUUGGGGCCUUAGAUGCUAAAAAUAAACGCACAGUAAAUGAUCUUUAUUUUCUAAUAUAUUUUCAGGUGUCUCUAACUGUAUCCAAUAAGUCUAAGGUCACUGCCGAAUUAUAUUUUUAACGCUACUCUGUAGAUAUGUAAAUUAUAUAAAUCAGAUUACAAAUUUUUUUAUACUAUGAAUAAAACGCUCAAUAA
Diorhabda sublineata is the source of this 7995-nucleotide messenger RNA. RefSeq lists its product as uncharacterized. Gene Ontology annotation, cellular component: cytoplasm; nucleus. Gene Ontology annotation, biological process: protein phosphorylation; intracellular signal transduction; mitotic cell cycle. Gene Ontology annotation, molecular function: histone H3T3 kinase activity; ATP binding. Lineage: Eukaryota; Metazoa; Arthropoda; Insecta; Coleoptera; Chrysomelidae. The record is from RefSeq and is a predicted model, not a curated record. The transcript is spliced from 7 exons. Bases 269 to 5089 code for a protein of 1606 amino acids.